AGAGUACACCAAGCGGAAGGACUUCAGGAUGGCGUGCUGGGAGCGGAUAGCGAAACCGGUCGUCGCUGCGUCUGUUGCCGACAACGUUUCCUCCGCCGGGGGAGACGCAGAAGGGAUGUACCUGGGCCCAGCCUCCCAGCAGCAGGAAGAGGCCCCGAACGCGGAGCGGGGCACCGCGGGUGGAGGCUGGAUCGUCGGAGACGGCACAUCAUCAUCGACAGCGGCAACGCCAAGGGCGGCGCCGGCAGAGAGCGACUGGGGGGCAGUCGAGGGAGACGGGGCGGGCGGCGGAGGUGGUGCUGGCAUCGAGGCCGAGACAGGAACCAUUCCGGAGGCCCCCCACCCCGCCUGUCUUCGGAGGCUUUACGGCAGCUUUCAGUGCGACCGGUCGGUGAUGGACGUGCUCAAGAUCGCCGAGGGACCCGAGGGCUUCGUGGAGCAGUUUGACCACCGGAGGAUGUGCGCGUUCGGCGUGGAGGUGGGCAUCCUCAGAAGGCUUCACUGCGUCCCUCACUGCGUAAGGGCGGAGGGGAAGGAGGCAGAGGCGCGGAGAGAAGAGGUGGACAGAGCGAGCCACCCGCGACGCUCACUGGGGGACCGCUUCGAUCUCGAGUACGUGCAACGGUUACUGAAUGGACGGCGGACGGAGGACGCGUUGUGCUGCUUCCUCUCCUGCUCUCCACAGGAGCUGACCGAGUUCGCCACCAGCGACGGAAGCAAGGUCUACCGACUCUACCCGUUUUGAUACUACUGCUGCAGUGUUUGUUGGUGUGCUGCUGUAGUACCCCGUGUUUCAUCUAAGACAUUUUGUGCUCGCCGCCGAAGUGAUGCAUGUAUAUGUAUAGCAGUCCAUCUCUCCUUCACUGCUAGGAGCUUGUUGUGCCAAGAGUUUUUAUGUACUUGAGUAUUAUUUUGUUUUUUGGGGUCCUUCUGGUUUGUUUACGGAAGAGUGGCGUUCUUGUGGGCUCCAACGGCAAGAACAAACACAUGUUACGUCGACAGUGAUCGCUGCUACUGGAGUCCUCCACCUACCUAGCGAAGUGACAGGAGCAGCAGUGCGUAUUACCAAGCGCUGCGUGCUUGAACUAUGUCUCUCUUGGAAUAAUUCACGCCUACAUUUUGGCUGCUGCCCGCCCCAGUGUGCUGGAAAGUCCGCGCUGCUUCGUGUUGUAUGUUGUGGUUGCAUCGCCACCACCGAAAUCCU
Messenger RNA from Ectocarpus sp. CCAP 1310/34, 1204 nucleotides. Lineage: Eukaryota; Phaeophyceae; Ectocarpales; Ectocarpaceae. The record is from the annotation of a GenBank genome assembly.